AUGUACCAAUACGAUGUUAAAUCACACAUUAAACGAAAUAUAUUUUUUAGUAUUAUCAACAAAAAGUAUAAUUUCAGUAGAGUUGUUGGUGGAUGUGAAGAAGUAUUAGAACAAAUAUUUGGGGAUGUUUUAUUAUCUCGUCUAUAUCCAUCCACAUUUAUUAAUCAAACUGGUAUAAAACAUUGUCGAGGAAUUCUUCUUCACUGGCCUCAUGGUAGUGGGAAAACAUUACUUACUAGAACCAUAUGUCAAGCAUUGAAUGUUAAACCAAAAGUUGUGAAUGGAUCGGAGACUUUUUCCAAAAUGCUUGGAGAAUCAGAGGAAAAAAUACGUGAAUUGUUUGCCGAUGCUGAAUUUGAUACACAAGAAGUAGGAGUUACAGGUGCAUUAUACAUUACAAUAUUUGACGAGAUAGACGCAUUAUGCAAAAAGCGAUCAUCGACCAGUUCAACAAGAGAUGCCGUACAAGAUAAUAUUACUAGUCAACUAUUAACUAAAUUAGAUGGAUUUGCUCAAUUAAAUAAUGUAUUGGUAAUAGGUACAACUAAUCUUUCAGAAACUAUUGAUGCAGCCCUUACACGACCAGGACGACCUGAAACACUUACCAAAGUUGAAUUACCAACCGAAAAUGACAGACUGAAAAUUUUUGAUAUAUACGCAAAAUUCAUGUUACAAAAUCAUUUACUUGAUAAUGAUAUUGAUAUAGAACAAAUACUUUUUGGUACGCACGGUUUAACAAGAGCACAUAUUGAAAAGCUUGUUCGGUUGGCUGUGAAUAACGCUCUUCGAAGAGAUGUUAUUGAACGUGGUACAUUAGCUAUCGGUGAAGAUUCAGCAGAACAACUCCGAAUUUGUAAUUCAGAUUUUUCAAUUGCAUUAGAAAAGGUUCAGUCAAAGCCAUUAGACUUUUAUAAGGGUGAAACAAAUGAUAUGUAG
Messenger RNA from Didymodactylos carnosus, 936 nucleotides. The record is from the annotation of a GenBank genome assembly. Lineage: Eukaryota; Metazoa; Rotifera; Eurotatoria; Philodinida; Philodinidae.